ACACUUCAGUGAGUCCAAGCCAGAGUCAACUAACACACAAGAAUAAGAAGAUAUUUAUCCAGUUCGCUCGUCAUAUUAUUGCAUAUUUCUGAAAAAUUUUACAACGCUAAUGCUAAUUUAUCAAUUCAAUUAAUAUAUUAAAAUUGUUGAUGUUUUUGGUGAUUUGCUAUUGAAAUAUUACGAUUGCGUUAGUCCUAUAUAUGUAUAUACGUUUCCAAGCAAUGGGAUACGUGUAAACUGUAACUAUAUAGUAUAAAUAACGCUAGUCCGUAUAAUCCAGGGGCUUCACAUAACGCCAUUUUGAUAUUGACUUGCAACACAAAGGCGACGUUUUUACUUAAGAGUUUUUACGUUUGAAUUAUUAAACUAAAAUGGGGAAAAAAGGAAAGAAGCGUACAAAUGAACAAAGUUCAAAAGGACCAUCAGAAAAAUCACAAACUUCACAGGACAACUCUGUACCUCAAAGUAGAGCAGAGACUCAAGCUAGUUCCCAAUCUUCUCCUGGUCAAUCUACUCAGAGUGCUGGGGGUUCUGAAAUAGGAAGAGGAACAUCACAUCAAGUACAACCUAGACAACAACAGUUUUCUCCGAGGCAUCAUGACCAAGAUCAAAGUUAUCAAAGUCCUAGGCGAGAUGAACAUGUGCAAUAUCAGCAAGCUGAUGAUCAGGAAAGAGGUAGAGGACGUGGUAGAGGACGUGGUAGAGGGCAAGGUAGAGGGCAAGGUAGAGGACAGACUAGAGAAGAUGAUAAUAGAGGGCAGAAUAGAGGUCAGAGUAGAGAAGAUAAUAAUAGAGGGCAGGGCAGAGGACAGGCUAGAGGACGUGGUUAUAGAGGACAAGGUACAGAAGGUGGUAUAAGACCUGGAAGUGAUGGAAGUCCAUUAUCAAACUACCCACAGGUGUCACAGCAAAUUCCACUAUUACAAGAUCACCAGCAACAACUAUCAGCUCAGCAAUCUCCACAAUCCAAAAUUGCUUCACCAAAACAAAUACCAGUAGGAGAGGAUAAUACUUCACAAAAAAGUACCGUGGAACAACUUACCCAACAAAUCAGUACAGUUUCAUUGGAGGGUCAGAAAAAAGAUACUAAACAGAUAGAAUCUCCAACAAAACAAAUUGCAAACAGACCUAUUGAACAGUUGGGUAUUCCAAAGCGUCGAGAUCCUUUGAAAGCUGGAACUAGUGGAAGACCCAUAAAAGUUUACUCUAACAUGAUGGAAAUUAAAUUCUCACCAAAUUUCAAGUCUACUGUCAUCCAUUAUGAUGUCAGUAUUGAUCCUGAUAAACCCAAAUAUCUAAUGAGAUCGGUAUUCAAUGCAGCUAAGGCCAAGUUGUUUGCAAACAGAUGGCCAGCAUUUGAUGGCAAAAAGAAUGCAUUUAGUGCUGGCCGUUUACCAAUUGACAACCCAGCAACAACAGAAGUUACUGUUCACAAUGAAGAUGGCAAAGAGAAGCAGUUCAAAAUUACAUUUAAAAUUGCAAGUGAGCUUGAUUUGUCGUGGCUCAAAAAAGUAAAACCAGGUUUACUUGAAACUGAAAGAAACCAAAUCAGUCUGCAAGCUCUUGAUAUAAUAUUGCGCAACGCUCCAGCUAUGCAAAAACAUGUCACAACAGUUGGACGCUCAUUUUUCACACCACCAUCAGGACGUGUCAUGACCUUAGGAGGAGGUAUGGAUGUCUGGGUUGGUCUUUUUCAAUCGGCAGUGUUAGGGUGGAAGCCAUUAUUGAAUGUCGAUGUGGCCCAUAAGGGUUUUCCAUCACCUCAAACAGUGUUAGAUUUACUCAAAACAAUAUGUGGCUGUAACAGUCAAGAAGGUGGCGCUUAUCGUGGACCACCUAGAGGACAAUAUGGAAGAGGAGGGUACGACCAAAGUGACCCACCUAAAUUAACAUAUGACCUCAUACAACGACACAACGAGGAAAUAACUAAAUUUUUGAGAGGUUUGAAAGUUGUCUAUGAAAUUCCUGGUCAAGCAACAUCACGAAGAACACAACGCGUGAAUGGUCUUGUUAAUCCUCCAAAUAAAAACAAUUUUGAGCAUAAUGGUCAUAAAGUGACUAUUGAACAAUACUACCGACUUGAAAAAGGAUAUACCAUUAAAUAUCCAGAUUUACCAUGUCUUUGGGUUGGUAGCAAAGAUAAAAACAUUCAUGUCCCUGUCGAAUUGUGUAAAAUCGUUGCCGGACAGGCUACACAAAAGAAAUUGGACGAGAAACAAACUGCUAACAUGAUAAAAUUUGCAGCUACGGGAACUGAAGAGCGCGAGGAAAAAAUAAUGAAUGCUUUUCGUCAUAUGAACCAUAAUAAUGAUCCCUGUAUGAAAGAAUUUGGUAUUUCGGUGAGUGGUGAAUUUGAGAAAGUGAAUGCCCGGGUUCUCGAUCCUCCUAGUUUGGCUUAUGCACAAGGAAAAUGUGCUCGUGUUAAUAAGGGUGUAUGGCGUGCCGAAAGAUUUUUUCAACCUGCUGACGUUAUUUCACGAGAAAAUUCUUGGACAAUCUUGAAUCUCAAUAGAUUCACAAAAGACCGUGAUCUCUUCGAUCUCUAUGAACAAUUACGAAAAACCGGUCAGCAGCUUGGUAUGAACAUUGGUAAGCCUGUGAUUCCAUUCGAGCAUAUAGAACUAAGAGGAAAUGAUAUAAGAAAGCUCAGAGAAUUUUUCGAACUUCAAAAAAAGAAAGAUUUAAGUCUGGUAGUGUGUAUUGUACCUGAAAUGAAAGGCCCUUAUAGUAAGGUAAAACAAAUUUCAGAACUUUAUAUCGGUAUUCUUACGCAAUGCAUAAGGGGUAAAACUUUACAAAGAUUAAGUCCAGCUACCACAUCAAAUAUUCUUUUGAAAAUCAAUGCUAAACUAAAUGGCAUCAAUCAUAAAAUUGCACCGACACAAAAUUUACCUGCAUGCCUUAAUGAACCGUGUAUGAUUGUGGGUGCUGAUGUGACACAUCCAUCGCCCGAUGCACAGGAUAUUCCUUCCAUUGCAGCUGUAGCUGCUAGUCAUGAUCCUUGUGCUUUCAAGUAUAAUAUUGAAAUACGUCUACAACCUCCAAGAAUGGAAAUAAUUCAGGAAUUGUCAGAGAUCAUGAGGACUCAGUUGUUAUACUUUUAUCAACAAACAAAAUAUAAACCACUCCGAAUCAUUUUCUACAGGGAUGGCGUUAGUGAAGGUCAAUUUGGCCAAGUUAUCGAUGCAGAGCUCGUUGCUAUCAGAAAAGCUUGUGCAAGCCUUUCGAAUACUUAUAGACCAAAAAUUUCAUUCAUGGUUGUUCAGAAAAGACAUCAUACCCGAUUUUUUCCUGCUGAUCCUCGAGAGACUGAUGAUCGAAACUGCAACGUACGGGCCGGUACUAUAGUGGACACGGAUAUUACCCAUCCAUCAGAUAUUGAUUUUUAUUUGGUUUCUCAUGCAAGUAUACAGGGUACUGCAAGACCGACCAAGUACAGAUGCUUACACGAUGAUUCUAACAUGUCUGAAGAUCAAAUUGAACAAUUGACAUACUUCUUGUGUCAUAUGUUCUCUCGAUGCACGCGAUCGGUAUCUUAUCCAACACCAACGUAUUAUGCACAUUUGGCUGCAUUCAGAGCAAGAGCGUUGACUGACAAUGUCGUCAUCAACUUAAAUAACUUGGCUCAAGAGCAACGUAACAAGUUAAAUCUCAGAGAAGAUGUUUCCAAAUCGUCACCGAUGUUUUUCGUAUAAUUAUAUUGGGUUUGUUUUCGAAGUCGCUUAAAAAUACAUGUAUUUUUAAACGACUUCGAAUUACUGAUAAGUGUUAAAUUUUUAAUAUACAACAACAUCGUCGGAUAAAAAUUUUUCUUUUCAUAAAAAUGCUCUAAUUUGUAUCUUUAUAAGUAGUCAUGUGAUUGUAUAAUGAAAUAUUUUAAUAUUUUUCAAUACAAAUAAUAAUUUUUUAUAAUAUUUAAAAAAGCUUAUGUUGCAUUUAUGUAGUUGAAAGAGGCUUAUAAUAAUUUGUUUAGUAUCAACCUGCCUAAAAAAUAUAUUUACAUGUAUGCAGAUUGUAUUUGUUUUGGAAAUAAAA
Phymastichus coffea is the source of this 4035-nucleotide messenger RNA. RefSeq names its product protein argonaute-2-like. The transcript is spliced from 16 exons. The record is from RefSeq and is a predicted model, not a curated record. NCBI's taxonomy places the organism in Eukaryota, Metazoa, Arthropoda, Insecta, Hymenoptera, Eulophidae. The coding region runs from base 372 to 3695 and encodes 1107 amino acids. Gene Ontology annotation, molecular function: protein binding; RNA binding.